Molecule: messenger RNA, 3267 nt
Organism: Piliocolobus tephrosceles (Ugandan red Colobus)
Lineage: Eukaryota; Metazoa; Chordata; Mammalia; Primates; Cercopithecidae
Gene: RBM10
Product: RNA binding motif protein 10
Exons: 17
Coding region: 180-2450 (756 amino acids)
Biological process (GO): mRNA splicing, via spliceosome
Cellular component (GO): nucleus
Molecular function (GO): RNA binding
Source: RefSeq, a predicted model, not a curated record
AUUUUGAGCUGGUGACUGUGGCCGGCUGGGAGUAGGCGGCAGUGAGUUUCCUUGGGAGGGCAGCGCGCUUGGCGCUUCUCCCCUCCCCCCGAUCUGCCUGCAGUCUCGGACUUGGUAGUUGCGCGCUCCGGCUCCAGCUGAGCUGGGAGAGUUGGAGGAGGUGGCGGCGGGCCGAGGUGAUGUCUGGGAGCCCUCCCUUGACAGCCCGGGCCGAGAAGGUGAGCGUCGACGCUGGUCGUGGGGGCGGAGAGUCCCUGCAGGAAACAUCACCCAGGCUGGCAGAUCAUGGUAGCAGCAGCGGGGGUGGCUGGGAAGUGAAACGGAGCCAGCGGCUGAGGAGGGGCCCCAGCAGCCCCCGAAGGCCCUAUCAGGACAUGGAGUAUGAAAGACGUGGUGGUCGAGGUGACAGGACUGGCCGCUAUGGAGCCACUGACCGCUCGCAGGAUGAUGGUGGGGAGAACCGCAGCCGAGACCACGACUACCGGGACAUGGACUACCGUUCAUAUCCCCGCGAGUACGGCAGCCAGGAGGGCAAGCACGACUAUGACGACUCAUCUGAGGAGCAGAGUGCGGAGGAUUCCUACGAGGCCUCCCCGGGCUCCGAGACUCAGCGUAGGCGGCGGCGGCGGCACAGGCACAGCCCCACUGGCCCGCCAGGCUUCCCCCGAGACGGCGACUAUCGGGACCAGGACUAUCGGACCGAGCAAGGGGAGGAGGAUGAGGAGGAGGAGGAUGAGGAGGAGGAGGAGAAGGCCAGUAACAUCGUCAUGCUGAGGAUGCUGCCACAGGCAGCCACUGAGGAUGACAUCCGUGGCCAGCUGCAGUCCCACGGCGUGCAAGCACGGGAGGUUCGGCUGAUGCGGAACAAAUCUUCAGGUCAGAGCCGGGGCUUCGCCUUCGUCGAGUUUAGUCACUUGCAGGACGCUACACGAUGGAUGGAAGCCAAUCAGCACUCCCUCAACAUCCUGGGCCAGAAGGUGUCAAUGCACUACAGCGACCCCAAGCCCAAGAUCAAUGAGGACUGGCUGUGCAAUAAGUGUGGUGUCCAGAACUUCAAACGCCGAGAGAAGUGCUUCAAAUGUGGCGUGCCCAAGUCAGAGGCAGAGCAGAAGCUGCCCCUCGGCACGAGGCUGGAUCAGCAGACACUGCCACUGGGUGGCCGGGAGCUGAGCCAGGGCCUGCUUCCCCUGCCGCAGCCCUACCAGGCCCAGGGAGUCCUGGCCUCCCAAGCCCUGUCACAAGGCUCAGAGCCAAGCUCAGAGAACGCCAAUGACACCAUCAUUUUGCGCAACCUGAACCCACACAGCACCAUGGAUUCCAUCCUGGGGGCCCUGGCACCCUACGCAGUGCUGUCCUCCUCCAACGUGCGCGUCAUAAAGGACAAGCAGACCCAACUGAACCGCGGCUUUGCCUUCAUCCAGCUCUCCACCAUCGUGGAGGCAGCCCAGCUGCUGCAGAUCCUGCAAGCCCUGCACCCACCACUCACCAUCGACGGCAAGACCAUCAAUGUUGAGUUUGCCAAGGGUUCUAAGAGGGACAUGGCCUCCAAUGAAGGCAGUCGCAUCAGUGCUGCCUCUGUGGCCAGCACUGCCAUUGCUGCGGCCCAGUGGGCCAUCUCACAGGCCUCCCAAGGUGGGGAGGGUGCCUGGGCCACCUCCGAGGAGCCGCCGGUCGACUACAGCUACUACCAACAGGAUGAGGGCUAUGGCAACAGCCAGGGCACAGAGUCUUCCCUCUAUGCCCAUGGCUACCUCAAGGGCACCAAGGGCCCUGGCAUCACUGGAACCAAAGGGGACCCCACCGGAGCAGGUCCUGAGGCCUCCCUAGAGCCUGGGGCUGACUCUGUGUCGAUGCAGGCUUUCUCUCGCGCCCAGCCUGGUGCUGCCCCUGGCAUCUACCAACAAUCAGCCGAGGCGAGCAGCAGCCAGGGCACUGCUGCCAACAGCCAGUCGUAUACCAUCAUGUCACCCGCUGUGCUCAAAUCUGAGCUCCAGAGCCCUACCCAUCCUAGUUCUGCUCUCCCACCGGCCACCAGCCCCACUGCCCAGGAAUCCUACAGCCAGUACCCUGUUCCCGACGUCUCCACCUACCAGUACGAUGAGACCUCCGGCUACUACUAUGACCCCCAGACCGGCCUCUACUAUGACCCCAACUCCCAGUAUUACUACAAUGCUCAAAGCCAGCAGUACCUGUACUGGGAUGGGGAGAGGCGGACCUAUGUUCCCGCCCUGGAGCAGUCGGCCGAUGGGCAUAAGGAGACGGGGGCACCCUCGAAGGAGGGCAAAGAGAAGAAGGAGAAGCACAAGACCAAGACAGCUCAACAGGUGAACACCGGGGUCCAGCAGUCGCCGGCUGUGUGGUGUCUUCUAGCAACGGCACUCUGUCAGCUCUCGCCCUCUCCUGCUGAGGGAGAUGGCAGGCGGGUGUGGAUGUGGGCAGUGACUGCUUAGCAGACCAUGUUCCUGCUCCAGCUCUGCUUUUUUGCUGAAUGGCCUUGAGCCAGAGCAGUCUCCUCAGUGCGUGACAGGGUUGCCCAACUCCAGGAGGUGGCUUGUGCCAUCCGAGUGAGCCCUGUCAGGUGUCUUCUGUCCCAUGAUGGGGACCCUUACAUGCUGCUGGUGGAUAUAUAUAUAUAUACAUAUGCCAGAGAAAUUCUCACAGGCCCAUAAAGGGGUGGGCAGGAAAAAAGCCCUGCAGUGUUUUGUGGGAGUAGGCAAAUGGAGGGCACCUCAGCGUCUGUCUGUGGAGAAAGGGUGUGACACUGUGAGCAUAGCAUUUACAAGCAAGCACAAAGUGUUCCCUCAGCAACCUGGUGAAUUCUAAAAAUGGUGCUGUGCUGGGGGGGGGAAACAUGGAAAUAUAGAAUGUGGCAUUGUGGUCAUGCAUAUAAAUUCAAAUUAUACACAGAUAAACAUUCCUAUGCAUUUUAAAAUGAUAAAAUGGAAAUGCACAACAAAUGUGACAGCGUGGGUAUGUGUGAGGGGAAGAGGAGUGUCUUCAUCCAUUUGCUGCUCUAUAACAAUACCACAGACUGGGUAAUUUAUAAGGAAAAGAGAUUGAUUUGGCUCACAGUUCUGUAGGCAGGGAAGCCCAGUGGUGUUGGCAUCUGGUGAGGGCCUUCUUGCUGCAUCAUAACAUGGCAGAGGGCAAGAGAGCAUGCAUUAGAGCAAGAGAAAAUUGGGCCAAACUCCCCCUUUUUAUCUGGAACCCACCGUCAGUGAUGGCAUUAAAUGGAGACUCAAAAGGUGGAGGGGGGCCGGGAGCGGU